UCAGGGAUUGCGUGUGCGGAACUAUCAUACCCACCGACAGAGUUGCCAGUGUUUCGCGCGUUCGUCUUCAGAGAUCUGCUGUUCAUCCCUUGACCUUCAGAUGCUGAUCACCAGAGUGCAGCACACUUGCUCAAGAAGGAAUCCUUCAAUUAUUUAAUUAUAAAAAUAAACGAAAUACUGUAUUGAGAAAGAAGAAGUUAAAACAAUCAAGCGGCAUAUUGAUUGGUGAAUGAUAUAAAAUCACGGAAUAUAUUGUGUGAUUUACAUAUAUAAUACGAAGCCGAGUCAUCAUGAGUGGGAAGCAGUCGAUUCUAAGCUUCGGAAUUCCUAGGAUCCACCCAUACCAACUGCCCUAUAAGAAAUACCCGUAUUCCCCGCGGGUCGAUGAACCGGAUGAUCCAUUUUCAACCAGGGAAUCCCCAACCCUCAACCAAAAUAAUGUAACCCUGUACCGAAUUUCGGACAAACUGAUGGACCCAGAUAACAAGCUCUUGGAAAAAACAAAGGACAGGACGAACAAAAGGAAGGAUUAA
Messenger RNA from Notodromas monacha, 533 nucleotides. NCBI's taxonomy places the organism in Eukaryota, Metazoa, Arthropoda, Ostracoda, Podocopida, Cyprididae. The record is from the annotation of a GenBank genome assembly.